AUGUCGGACAAGCCGGAGAGCAGCAAGACUCAACUCGAAGAGGAUAUCAUCGAACCAUUGUUCCAAAAGGAUUUCUUGUCACAUUUGCCAGAGGAGGUGGCAUCUCGCAUCAUCGCUCAUCUGACACCGCGCGAUUUGAUGACUUGUGCUGGCGUUUCGCGGACGUGGCAACGGAUUUGUGAAGAUGAUCGGACGUGGCGACAGAAAUGUUUGGAGAAAGGAUAUGUGAAAUUGGAUGCCCCAAGUUUUCGUUUUCUCGGAGGCUGGGCGACGAAUCGAGCAAAUGAGGAAGCGGGAAUCACAAUCUUCUCACAUAUGGACCUUCAAGAUGCACAUCAGAAUCGACGAGAACGCGAGAUCGCAUAUGGACAAUGUUAUGAGCGAUCGUCAUGGAAGUCGUUGUACUUGCGGAAGCAGCGAAUCAUUUCCAAUUGGCGAUCCCGACCGAUUCAAUCAAGCACUGUUCUAAAAGGUCACGAUCAACAUGCGAUGAAUUAUCUACAAGUUCAGUCUGGUCGUAUCGUUACUUUUUAUCAUGAUAAUACGUUGCGGAUUUGGAAUGUUGAUGAUGCUCAACCGGCUCUCACUCUAACUGGCCAUAUGGGUUUUGUUAGGACGUCUGAAGUGAGCGAUGAUGGUAAAUACAUUGUCAGUGGCGCGUAUGAUCGAACGUUGCGCGUUUGGUGUGGUCAAACCGGUGUACAGCGUGAUGUUCUGCAGGGGCAUACGAGUGUUGUUUACUGCACAAUUCUACAUGGUACAACUCUUGUUUCUGGAUCGUCCGAUCAAACGCUGCGAGUCUGGGACAUUGUCGACGGGAAAUGCCUUCACAUUUUUGCUGGCCACUUGGGGAUGGUGGGUUGUGUACAAUUUGAUGGAAAAUGGGUUGUGUCAGGUGCCGAUGAUUCUACUGUAAAAGUUUGGAAUGUGCAGACGGAGGAGUGUUUGCACACGCUGACGGGUCACACGGAGCCAAUCUAUUUACUUUUGUUUGAGCCAGAGCGCGAUCUUGUCGUCUCGGGAAGUCUUGAUACAACGAUUCGCGUCUGGGAUGUGCGAAGAGGAACAUGCAUCGCAAUUUUUGUGGGCCAUGGAAGUCUCAGCCUUGGGAUGCAACUUCGCGGAAACAUUUUGGUCGGAUCCUAUGCCAACUCGGACGUCGGGGUUUGGGACAUUCGUGACGGUGGUUCGUGGAUUCAUGGCUUGCAAGGAGGAAAUGGUCACACGUCGCCCAUCACUUCAUUGCAAUGGCUUGACUCGGGACUUUUGGUGACAAUUUCUUACGAUGGCUCGGUCAAGCUGUGGGAUGUGGAUAAAGGUAUUUUCGUCCGUGACCUCGUUCGUCUUCAAUCGGGUGGAUCUGGCGGUGGCAGCCUGAAUCCGUGGCGCCGUCGAACCCUGGCAAUCAUCGUGUUAACAUAUUUGAUGUCGAAUUUUCUCUCGGUUUUAAUCACUGUUUGGGAGACGUUCGAUCCAGCAUCACUUUGGAAACCUGGG
Mesorhabditis belari is the source of this 1497-nucleotide messenger RNA. NCBI's taxonomy places the organism in Eukaryota, Metazoa, Nematoda, Chromadorea, Rhabditida, Rhabditidae. The record is from the annotation of a GenBank genome assembly.